Patiria miniata (bat star) is the source of this 1616-nucleotide messenger RNA. It is a transcript of the gene ndufb10, whose product is annotated as NADH dehydrogenase [ubiquinone] 1 beta subcomplex subunit 10-like. The transcript has 4 exons. NCBI's taxonomy places the organism in Eukaryota, Metazoa, Echinodermata, Asteroidea, Valvatida, Asterinidae. Bases 112 to 564 code for a protein of 150 amino acids. The record is from RefSeq and is a predicted model, not a curated record.
UGUUACUGCGCCCUCUGUUGACAACAGUGCAGGUAGAUUUGGACCUUGCCCCUCCAGAAACUUAGCUGCUUCUAAGUUCUAAGCGUAUUUUAACCCAAAGCCUGUGUAAAUAUGGGGGUUCUAGAUGAAUUCAUUGGGAAAGCUUUCUAUUAUACCAUAGAUGCACCGGUAACAUUUGUCAGAGACUUUGUGGAGCAACAACAGAACAAACGUCCCUACUACUACUACCACAGGCAAUACCGGCGUGUGACCCCGGUCGAAGAUUGCAAUACCGACGACUAUGUGUGUCUGUAUGAAGCUGAGAUGCAGUACAGGAGAGAUAGGUUGGUGGAUCAGCAGAUCAUUAUCCAGCUCCAGGAAAUGGUCGGGGAGUGCUCGACGAGGGAAGGACCCAACGCCAAGUCUGCAUGCAGACCUCUCCUGGAUGAAUAUGACGAGGCUGCGACAAACUACGACAUCAAAUAUGGAGGUUUAGGGGCAGCUGGCAAUGCAGUCAGAUGCAUGAUGAAACAGAAACAUCGCAUGUUGGAGGACAGGAGAAAAGCCAAAGAAGCCGGUGAAUAGACCCAAAUGAUGUGCAACAACAUAAUGUAUUUAUGUAGAGUACAUGUACUUGAAGUUCUGGAGUUUUUGACAUGUAGGUGAUUUUAAGUUUGGAGGAGGGUACAUCGAGAGGUUGUUGUAGAUUCUGUUUUGGAUAAAGAGGGCUUUUGAUGCUUAUUUUGGCUCUUCCCCUUUGUUGAUGGAAACCUUGGGUACAUGGUGGGUUCAUGUACAUUGUGUACUUUCCGGAGGGAAUAUUAAUCUAGGAGCAAAGAGACUGGACCCAUGUCAAUUUGCUGACUUGCCGAUCAUCUUCCUCUUGAAACAAACUUGGGCAAGUCUGCCCUUCCAGAUUUGUGUGGGUUCCUGAACAGGUUCUACAUAGAGACUUUUAAAUACAUGUAUACUUGUAGUGAGAAUGGAAUGCAUGUACAUUUGUACACUGAACAAGCAAUGUGGGAAUGGUAUUUGCUGUUGACGAUAAUAUCUAUACUGAGGAAAUGAUUGAAUGAAAGAUUGUAUAAAAAUGUGCCUGCCACACUUUUGGCUACACCCAAUUGGAUCGAGGUUGACAAGGCUUUCCACUUUAGCCCUAACCCCCUUGAGUGGUUUCCUAGGAACCUUCCUCACUCUUGCAAAUUCCAACACCACUAUGGUAAACUCUACACCCAAACUGUUGGACUGAUUGUGGUGGUUUGUCCAACCCCAUGUACAGCAUAAUUGUACAUUGUACAGUACUCACUCCAACAGAUUCCUACAAACCCUGGUGUUGGAGUUUGACUGGAUGGGGAUUGUUAAGGUUUAAUAAUACAUUCACACUGUAUGUUAGCCAGUACAUGUACACUGUACGGUACAUUGUGCAGUACUCACUCCAACAGAUUCCAACAAACCCUGGUGUUGGAGUUUGACUGGAUGGGGAUUGUUAAGGUUUAAUAAUACAUUGACACUGUGUGUUAGCGUUUUAUGGUCUACAUGAAGCAAUCAUAACUAAGCUGUGUGUGACCGCAUUGUUGCUCCAUUGAACCACUGGUUACCUUUGAGAGUUGAAUAAAAGUUGUUUUACUGCUGAGAAA